UUCUGAUAAAUCCAUACUAGACUUCAGAUGUCCAUCUAAGAUCAAUGGAUCCUUCUAAUCCUGAGGAACCUUCUGAUAAAUCCCAUACUAUGACUUCAGAUGUCCUUCCAAGUUCUCACAGUGCUGACAGAUCACCAGAUCCAUCCAAUCCCCAGACAUCUUCUUAUAGCCAUAAGAUGGUUCACACAGGAAAGCAUCCGUAUUCAUGCGGGAAAUCUUUGAUUGAAAACAAAAAUCUUCUUAGACAUCAGAGAAUUCACACGGGUGAGGGUCCGAAUGUAUGUUCAGAGUGCGGGAGAUGUUUCACUUGCAAAGCAGUACUUAUUGCACAUCAGAGAACUCACACAGUAGAGCGUCCUUUCCUUUGUUCAGAGUGCGGCAAAUGUUUCUCUCAGAAAGAAAAACGUAUUUUACACCAAAAAACUCACGCAAGGGAGCGUCCGUUUUCCUGUUCAGAGUGUGGGAAAUGUUUCACUGAAAAACGUAAAGUUAUUUUACACCAGAGAACUCACACAGGGGUGCGUCCUUUCCCUUGUUCAGAGUGCGGGAAAUGUUUCAUUGAAAAACAUAAACUUAUUUUACACCAGAGAACUCACACAGGGGAGCGUCCUUUCCCUUGUUCAGAGUGCGGGAAAUGUUUCAUUGAUAAACAUAAACUUAUUGCACACCAGAGAACUCACACAGGCGAGCGUCCGUUUUCCUGUUCAGAGUGUGGGAAAUGUUUUAGUGAUAAAAAUCAACUUAUUGUACACCAGAGAAUUCACACAGGUGAACGUCCUUAUUCAUGUUCCGAGUGCGGGAAAUCUUUCGUUCAGAAAGGAGACCUGGUUAGACACCAGACAAUUCACACGGGUAAGCGUCGUUACUCAUGUUCAGAGUGCGGGAAAUCUUUCAUUCAAAGAAGUCAACUUGUUGAACACCAGAGACUUCACACAGGAGAGCGUCCUCAUCCAUGUUCAGAGUGCGGGAAAUCCUUCAUUUCUAAAAGAGAGCUUGUCAGACACCAGAGAAUUCACAGUGGUGAGCGUCUAUAUUUAUGUUCAGAGUGCGGGAAAAGUUUCACUCAAAAAGGAGAACUUAAUGUACACCAGAGAAUUCACACGGGCGAGCGUCCUUAUUCAUGUUCAGAAUGUGGGAAAUCUUUCCAUCAAAAGGGACACCUUCUUAGACACCAGAGAACGCACACUACAGAGCAUCCUGAUUUCAUUCAGAGUGCGGGAAAUUGAUUACAGAUAAAAGAAAAUCAGAGACAGAGAGAACACAUCUGCUGAUUCUUGUGACAAAUGUACGAUGAUUUUUCCAGGUGGAACUGUUGAGUCCAUAGAACAUCUGGAGGAUAAGAAAUUGUUCUUCAGAGGGGUAAAUCCCGGGAGAAGUGAUAUUUCAUAUCUAGGUGGAGUUCACCUAUCGCCAAUAGCAGGCGAUAGGCGCCGUUCGGACAUGCUCGGAAAGACGCGUAAAUACUCUGUUUCCGAGCCUUUCUGAGGAUUGCCGAGGUGUCCUCGGGCCUUUCCCGCCAUUUCCAAGGCUUUCCAGUG
Molecule: messenger RNA, 1538 nt
Organism: Rana temporaria (common frog)
Lineage: Eukaryota; Metazoa; Chordata; Amphibia; Anura; Ranidae
Product: zinc finger protein OZF-like
Exons: 1
Coding region: 45-1226 (393 amino acids)
Source: RefSeq, a predicted model, not a curated record